Messenger RNA from Lacerta agilis (Sand lizard), 1230 nucleotides. RefSeq names its product aquaporin-2-like. Gene Ontology annotation, biological process: transmembrane transport. Gene Ontology annotation, molecular function: water channel activity. The transcript has 4 exons. The record is from RefSeq and is a predicted model, not a curated record. Gene Ontology annotation, cellular component: plasma membrane; apical plasma membrane. The coding region runs from base 138 to 962 and encodes 274 amino acids. NCBI's taxonomy places the organism in Eukaryota, Metazoa, Chordata, Lepidosauria, Squamata, Lacertidae.
UCUGCAGGCAGAUAUAUAUAUGCACACACAUAGACCUGCAGACUGUACCUCCUCAUCCACCCAGAAUACACAGCACACACCACUAAGCCAGAGAGUUGAAGCUACUGGUCUCAGCCUCUUCUGCCUUCGGCUCAUCCAUGAUGUGGGAACUCCGCUCCGUGGCCUUCACUCGAGCUGUCCUUGCUGAAUUUCUAGCUACGCUGCUCUUCAUCUUCUUUGGGCUGGGGGCGGCACUCAACUGGCCUGUGUCCCCACCCAAUGUUCUCCAGAUCUCGCUGGCUUUUGGCUUGGCUAUAGCGACCUUGGUCCAGGCUGUGGGUCAUGUCAGCGGGGCCCAUAUUAACCCUGCUGUGACUGUCGCAUGCCUAGUAGGCUCCCAGGUCUCCUUCCUGAGGGCCAUCUUUUACGUGGCAGCACAGGUCCUGGGAGCUGUGACAGGGGCAGCCCUCCUGCAUCAAAUCACACCGCCUCACAUCCGAGGAAGCUUGUCCAUCAACAGGGUACACAAUAAUACAACCUCAGGUCAAGCGGUCACCAUGGAACUGUUCCUCACCUUCCAGUUGGUCCUGUGCAUUUUUGCCUCAACCGAUGACCGCAGGACCGAUAACCAGGGAUCCCCAGCCUUGUCCAUUGGUUUCUCUGUUGUCCUGGGUCACCUGCUUGGGAUCUACUACACUGGCUGCUCCAUGAACCCUGCUAGAUCUUUUGGCCCUGCUGUGAUUGUGGGUGAAUUUGACAACCACUGGGUCUUCUGGCUGGGUCCAAUGGCUGGAGCGGUCGUGGCAUCCUUGCUCUACCACUAUGCUCUCUUCCCCCAUGCAAAGACCCUCUCAGAGCGGCUAGCAAUCUUCAAAGGCUACGAGCCGGAAGAAGACUGGGAGGAGCGUGAUGUUCGCAGGAGGCAAUCAAUGGAGCUCCACUCCCCACAGACCCUGCCUCGAAGUGUGAUGGAGAAAGUCUAGGCCAACCCCGACGAACAGUGAAAGGAGCAGGCUAUAGCUAGCUACAUCCACUGGUGUUUUCUUCUGGCUCAAAUGUGCAUUCAUCUUCAUGUUGUCAAUGCACAACGAAUAUCUCCCCUGGGAGCUGUAUGGUCAUCUGUGAUGGGCCACCCGUGGAGCUUAAAUCUUUGGCUCAGGCUGUAAGAGAAGUGCCCAUUGCUCUGAAAGAUUCUCCCAAGGAGAUUUAAGAUCCACCUAUUGAUCAGAUCAGUGGAAACCAUCACAUGCC